AUGGCUCCUCCUUUCAGGGUUUUCGAGGGCAAGCUUGCCAUUAUCACUGGCGCCUCGCGCAGCUUCGGUGCCGUCUGCGCUGAGCACUUCGCCAGCAGAGGUGCCAACGUUGUUAUCAACUAUGCCACCGAGGGCUCCAACGAGAGGGCUCAGACUCUGGCAAAGGACUUCGAGGCCAAGUACAAUGUCAAGGCUCUCCCGGUCCAGGCCGAUCUGAGCAAGGCCGAUGCUCCCCAGAAGCUCGUCGACGCCGCGAAGGCGCACUUCACUGACGCUUCUGGCCGCUUCCAAAUCGACAUCAUCGUCAACAACGCCGCCACCGUCAACGCUCAGGGCAUUGACGAGCUCGACCUCGACCAAUUCCAGGCGACUUUCGACCUGAACUGCAGAGCCCCCGCCCUGCUCAUCAAGGCCGCUUUCCCCUACCUGCCAACCGACCGCUCUGGUCGCAUUGUCAACAUCUCCAGCGCGACCACCACCUGGGGUGUCUGGUGGCAGACGUCUUACGCCGGCACCAAGGGUGCCAUUGAGGCCAUGACCCGUGUGUGGGCUCGUGAGCUCGCUGAGAGGGCCACCGUCAACUCUGUCUCUCCCGGUCCCAUGGAUACCGGACUGUACUCCAGCCUGCCGGAUGAGCCUCGUGAGGCUCUUCGCCCGCUGAACAUCCUGACUCCUCUCGCCAAGGCGCGCCCGGGUGUUGACAGCCAGGAGGUUCUCGACUUGGCUCAGAGCAUCGGCGGCCGCCCUGGCUACCUUGAUGAGGUUGCUGGCGUUGUCGGCAUCUGCUGCUUGCCUGAGAGCGGAUGGAUGACCGGUAACCAGGUCAGCGCCAGUGGAGGUGGUCACUUCGUUCGAUAG
Molecule: messenger RNA, 858 nt
Organism: Colletotrichum karsti
Lineage: Eukaryota; Fungi; Ascomycota; Sordariomycetes; Glomerellales; Glomerellaceae
Exons: 2
Coding region: 1-858 (285 amino acids)
Molecular function (GO): oxidoreductase activity, acting on the CH-OH group of donors, NAD or NADP as acceptor
Source: RefSeq, a predicted model, not a curated record